Molecule: messenger RNA, 2974 nt
Organism: Diachasma alloeum
Lineage: Eukaryota; Metazoa; Arthropoda; Insecta; Hymenoptera; Braconidae
Product: tubulin gamma-2 chain
Exons: 5
Coding region: 130-1488 (452 amino acids)
Biological process (GO): mitotic cell cycle; meiotic spindle organization; cytoplasmic microtubule organization
Cellular component (GO): microtubule; spindle; gamma-tubulin complex
Molecular function (GO): GTP binding; structural constituent of cytoskeleton
Source: RefSeq, a predicted model, not a curated record
CAUUGCAGGCAAACUUCCAGUGAUUGUCCCCUCAUUGCAAUAAAAAAAAGUCAGCAAAAAUAGUACCAAAUAGGCCAUCAAAUCAAUAAUAGUGAUCAUCAACCCCGAAAGUUUAAUAACAGUACAAAAAUGCCGUGUGAAAUGAUAACCCUGCAGCUCGGUCAAUGUGGCAAUCAGAUCGGCUUUGAAUUCUGGAAACGACUCUGUGCCGAGCACGGAAUCAAUCCGGAGGGAAUACUCGAGGAUUUUGCGACGGAGGGAACUGACAGGAAAGAUGUUUUUUUCUAUCAGUCUGAUGAUGAGCAUUACAUCCCUCGGGCUGUGCUACUCGAUCUUGAGCCUCGUGUCAUUCACACAAUUAUGAAUUCACCGUAUUCGAAGCUGUACAAUCCCGAGAAUAUUUACCUCUCGAAGCAUGGAGGUGGUGCAGGAAAUAACUGGGCUUCUGGGUAUCACCAGGGAGAAAAGCUGCAGGAGGAGAUAUUCGACAUUCUCGAUCGUGAGGCUGAUGGCAGUGAUAGCCUAGAGGGAUUUGUUCUGUGCCAUUCAAUAGCUGGAGGAACAGGAUCUGGAAUGGGAUCAUUCAUGCUGGAAUCACUGGCUGACAGAUUUCCAAAAAAAUUGAUUGAAACCUACAGCGUAUUUCCAAAUCAGGACGAAAUCAGUGACGUAGUAGUCCAGCCCUACAACUCCCUCCUCACCCUGAAACGUCUGACGCAGUGUGCAGACUGCGUAGUGGUCCUGGACAACACAGCCCUGAACCGAAUCGCCUCAGACCGCCUGCACAUCCAGAACCCCAGCUUCACGCAAAUAAAUAAACUCGUCUCGACAAUAAUGAGCGUCAGCACGACAACCCUGCGAUACCCCUCGUACAUGAACAACGACCUGGUGGGUCUGAUAGCCCCUCUCAUCCCCACGCCACGUCUGCACUUCCUCAUGACAGGGUACACGCCCCUCACAACUGACCAAGAGGGCCUGUCCGUCAGGAAGACAUCAGUGCUGGACGUCAUGAGACGUCUCCUCCAGCCCAAGAACAUGAUGGUCUCGACAGCACUGGACAGAAACGCCUCCCACUGCUACAUCUCCAUUCUGAACAUCAUCCAGGGGGAAGUGGAUCCAACUCAGGUGCACAAAUCCCUUCAGAGGAUCAGGGAGAGGAAACUCGCCCAGUUCAUACCCUGGGGACCUGCCAGCAUACAGGUCGCCCUCUCCAGGAAGUCCCCCUACAUCCAGAGUGCCCACAGGGUCUCGGGACUGAUGCUGGCCAAUCACACCAAUAUUUCCUCCCUGUUCGAUCGAGCCCUGCAGCAGUAUGACAAGCUCAGGAAACGCGAGGCCUUUCUCGAGCAAUUUAGGAAGGAAAAAAUGUUCGAGGAUAAUUUGGAUGAACUCGAUAACUCCAGGGAGGUUGUUGAGUGCCUUGUGAAGGAGUAUCAAGCUGCUACUAAACCGGAUUAUCUCACCUGGAAUCCAAAUAAAGUGGAGUAAUGGGGGGGGAGCUGGGAGGGGAGAGUAAGUGGAUUUUUGGCUUUUGGUGAAUUUAUUUAUUUAUUUAUUGAAGGUGAAUAAAUAAAUAAAUGAGAUUUAUUUAUCUUGGGAAUAGAGCACUUUAGAGAGCUUUCAAGGUAUAUUUGCUCCUGAGAAUUUUCUGGAGAUGAUUUGUAUUUUUAUUUUUUCAAGAAAAUUAACCUUGAAUUCGGUCUUUUUUGAGAAAUUAUUGUGCAAUUAUUUUGGUUAUUGAUUGGUUUGAUUGAUUGAAAUUAUUUUGAUUCUUCAGGAAUUAUUCUUUAUGAAGAUUUGGUCCUGUGAAUUUUUAUUUUUAUUGAAAUCGAUCAGCAAUGUGUCAGAAAUACGUUGAUUUUUUCUCCAGCAAGAGAAUGUUGGAUGGAGUCAUUAUUAUUGAAUAAUGAGAAUAACUUGGAGUGAAAUUGAAAUUUCAUCAUGAUGUGAAGUGAAAUUGAAUUUCUACAACUCUCGAUGUCAGAGAAUUAAUUUUUUUAGUUGAGAAAAUUUCUCAAGAGAAAUGUCUCCUGAUAUUUUCUUCUAAUCGAUUGUUAUUGAGAUGAUUAGAGAACAAUUUGGAGUGGAAUUCAAUUAAUUUCAAAAAAUAUUUCUGAAGCUGAUGAAAUUUUCAACAAAAAAUGUCUCAACAUUUUACGAUUUAAAAUUCAACUUGAAUAACUAUUAAAUUUCAAUCCAUUGAUCAGCACCAUGUCAGAAAUACUCAAUUCUGGAGGGACAUAUCGAGGGUUUAUCCAUUUUUUCUCCAGCAAAAUAAUUUUCUCUUCAAAUUUUUCUGUGAAAUCAUUAUUAACUAAUGAAAAUAACUUGGGUGAAAUUAAAAUUUUAGUGAAAUACAAAUGUUUCCACGAUGUGGAAUGGAAUUGAACUCCCACAUCUGUCCAAUGUCAAAGAAUUUUUUUUUUUAAUCGAAGAAAUUUCCUAGGAACAAUAUCUCUCAACAUUCAACUCUAAAAUUCCUCGUCAUCGAGAUAAAAACGACGACAAUUGAAGUGAAAUUCAUUUUUACAUUUCUUAAAAUUGAAUUUCCCCAAAAAAUGUCCAGAGAUGUUUUCCCUUAAUGCCCCUCAUUACCAAGAUAAUUUAAUAUUCACCAAAAAGUGAGGAAUCAACUUGUUCUGUUCUGUUACGUUUCACAACUUCACUACUGAAUUGAAAAAACUGAGACUAUGAGGACCUGAAUGGAAGGAGGAAAAUACUUGUUGCCAUUAGUGCUGAAUCUCAGACAACCUUAAGGUGCCAUUAUGUUCAAAAUUACUGCACGCCAGCUUAUUCACCCAGUAUUUUUGUAAAUACUCGUAAUACCCUAAAUUCGUUCUCUACACGAAUUCAUGCAGUGUUGCUUGUUAUUUUGCUGGCGGAAAUGACUGCACUGCGCUCGACAUAACUCGUGAUAUUGAAUGGAUAAUUACCAUAAUGAGAUGAAUAAACAGUUUUUUUUUGUACAAAAUUA